This is a messenger RNA of Cuscuta campestris, 1683 nucleotides long. NCBI's taxonomy places the organism in Eukaryota, Viridiplantae, Streptophyta, Magnoliopsida, Solanales, Convolvulaceae. The record is from the annotation of a GenBank genome assembly.
CUUCUUCUGUCUUCUUUUACGCGUCUGCAAUUUCUCCGUCGGUCGCGCCCUCCUCCCGCCGCCGCCGCCGCAGUCAACCUCCGCCUUAUCUCCCUCUCUCGUUCGGUUAUGCUUGUAUUUAUUAUGUUGUAGUGGCAGAUUCAUAUUUAUAUCUAAAGAUUUGCUCUUCUUGUUCGCGCCUUCCUCGAACCCUAGCUUGCAGAUCCGUUGCUGAUUCUUUUGUUAAUUUUGUUUUUCCUCUGCCAGUGGCGAGGAAAAUUGAUUGAAUCGGAGGAAUGUCGGCAAUGAAGGCAACGGGCCGGUUCUUCACGAUCGGGCUCGUGGCGGCUUGGUACUCCUCCAACAUUGGGGUUUUGCUGCUGAACAAGUACUUGCUCAGCAAUUAUGGAUUCAAAUACCCGAUCUUUCUAACCAUGUGUCACAUGACGGCCUGCUCUCUGCUUAGCUACAUUGCCAUUGCCUGGAUGAAGAUGGUCCCGAUGCAGACUAUAAGAUCUAGGGUUCAGUUCUUGAAGAUCUCUGCCUUGAGCCUUGUCUUUUGUGCUUCUGUGGUCAGCGGAAACAUCUCUCUCCGGUACUUGCCGGUUUCCUUUAACCAGGCAAUCGGAGCCACCACGCCCUUCUUCACAGCCGUGUUUGCCUAUUUGAUUACUCUGAAAAGAGAGGCUUGGUUGACUUACAUUACUCUUAUCCCUGUUGUUACAGGCGUGGUCAUAGCUAGUGGGGUAUGUUUUUUUUGUUUUGUUUCGUCUCCUAUUUUUAGCUGAAUUCUUCCAAUCUCUCUAGCUUUGUGCAUUCUUCGUUAAUUUGUUAUUGCAAUUUCCAUAGAUAUGAAAGAUAACAUCUUUUAGAGGCAUGUUUUUGGAGCUACCAUUAUUUCCUUAGCCAUAAGAACAGCUGUUACUAAACUGCUACUGGAUCAGUGAACCUAUUCCAACAUUCUGUUUCUUUGAAAUAUCUUUUCUUUUGCUAUUUGCCUAUUUGAUCAGCUUCACUAAUCCUAAGCAUUUAGAGUUUUUUUUGCUCAGCUCAUUUUUCUGGGAAGUGUAAAGAACAGAUCAUACUAUAUGUAUAAGACUCCAAACUCUUCUCUCCCUAGUCCCUAUAAAUUCUGCUUCUACUUGCUGUGGCAAGACCUUCCUUUUCGAUCUACUGCUGAGCUCCCUCCAACAUGGUUGCCGGCUUAUCCAGAGAUUUACAUUACUUCGAUAUAUCUUUUAAUGAAGCAACGAAAAAAGUGAAGGUCCUCAUCAUUGAGCAAAGGAAAAUCUAUCGUAGAAGUCGCGUCCCUCACCCAAAUUCCAAGAGUUCUUUUCUCAUCAGUCAGCCGGUCUUGUAGUCUAGCCAUUGCUCUUUUAACAUAUGCAGGCAAGAUAUAGGGAUAGCUGAGACAUUUUUGAUAGGCUUGCAGGGUAGGUUUGACAUUAUACAAGGCCAAUUCAGCCUCUUUGAUCCCCUGGAGCUUUUCACUCAUUCUGAUUGGUAUCCAAAUAGAACUUGUAUGAUUUAGCCAAAUCUGUCUCGGCUUCUCUGCAUUGUAGGCAGCUGCAGAUGGAUACUCAUUCUGAUCGGUAUUCAAAGUAAUGUAAUAUCCUUGGAUAUGCUGGCAACCAUAUGGGAUGGAGCUCGACAAGAGCUUGAAAAGGAUGGUCGCGCCAAGCAGAAUUAAUAGGGAGAUAUGAU